ACUAAAACCGUAUACUUUAAGAACACGGUCAUUACUCUGUGACGUCAUUAUGGAGCAACCAGUUCUGAAAACGGUGUAAAUUCUCGAACGUAUUAUAACUGUCACUUUCUUUAUGUCCAGUUCGUUGCAAUGGAACGAAAAUAAAACACAAAGGAAUGGAUAAUUUAGAUAAAAUACAGUUUGGUUCACCUUUGACUUCUUCCGAAGGCCCGGGAGUACCCACAAAUGGUGAAGCUCUUACUUCCAGCUUUGGAACGCAAAGCAAUUUAAAAAGACGUAGAACGGAUGAAUAUGAAGAAAUGGGAAUGUAUCCUACCAAUAAAUUAGGAAAUAUUAUCUACUCUGAACCUAGAGGAUAUGCCUCAAUGAAAACUUUUCUUAUGAUUCGACAUAAUCCAUUUGUGUACCACACUGAAGAUUGGAAGCCAAGAGGCUGUACAAUGUACUUACCUUUGACAGAAGAUAUUAUGAUCAACAGUCGAAAUAUAGAACAGAUUAGUUUUGAAACCGAUCAAUUUUUUCUUGCUGAUGAAAAGGGAAAUUAUAUGGGAGCUAAACCAGGAAAUGCUAUUCAUCUAUGGAGAUUUGAUCCAAGUACAAGAAAGUUAUAUAUUUCCAGAUCAGUACUCUUCCUAAAGGAACAGGAUUAUAGAGAAGUUCAAAUACAGUUAGAAGCUCUCUAAUUACAUCUGAAAUUUUCCAAAGUUCAAGAAUUUGAAACAUUUGCCUACAUUAGGCAUUUUUAUGUUUAUACUGCAUGUCAUAAGCUUUGUCUUCCGUAAGAUGUUGUACUUAAAUGUAGACAUAAUGUAAACUGGUACAUGUUGGGACCACAAAAAAGCAUUUUAUAUAUAAUUUGCUAGUCUGUCACUUUUACUGUAAUUUCUGAAUUAGUUUUUAUAUUGCUUAAGCUGUGAAGUGUAAUUGCAAAUUAGAUUUUAAAUUGACAGAAAAGUUUUACUUUAAUUAUUAUAUAUAAUGAUAUUAAUUGAGUUUUAAGGAUUUAUAUAAAAUCUAAUUAACACCUUUUUAGACCAAUGGCAUAAAAUAUAAAAGUUUUGUAAUUGUUUUAUUCUGAAUAUUAGACAAUAUACUGGUAUAAGAAUAAAUAAUAGUAAAUAUUUUGUUUAUCAUAUCACAGUGUGAUAAUUAUACAUUAGUUUAUAAUUAUAAGCAUCCUACAUAGGAUUUUUUUAUUAAUUACAAAUAAUAGAUAUAUUAUGAAUAUUUUGUAUUAUUAUUUAUUUUCAUCUGAUAACCUUCCAUUUAUUCUUGCUAUUUAUAUUAUUAAUAUAAUUCUGUCAAUAUAUUGCCUCAAUACAAGAUUAAUCAAUGCUGACAUUCCAUUAUAUUGAAAUAUGAGAGUGUAAGACAAUAAAUUGACAAAUUGGUGUUAAUUAGAUUCUUUAUACCAUAUCUUAUUACCAUUAUUUAUAAUAAUAAAAAAAUUAUUAUAAUUCAUUUUAAAUCUAAUGAUUGCUGUUAAGAUACAUUUUGCUUUACAUGUUAUAUGAAGUAAUUGUCUUUUUAUAAAACUUAUGAAAACACAUACCAUCAUAAAUCAUAAUCAUUUACCAGGAAAGAAAAGCAGAAAUUGAAUUUUAAUUAAAAAACAGUAAAAUUAAUGCCUGUUUGUACAAUAAUCUUUCUAAAUAACUUGUUGAUCUUUUCCCUAAACUAUAGAAAUUUCAUAAGAAUUAAAUAUUACUUAUUUAUUAAUAAUAGAACCGUCCAACAUUAUAUCAAGAUUAUUUCAAAUGACUAUAAUAGAUCUUAGAAUUAUCGAUGGUAUGUGUAAUUAAUAAAUAUUAAAAUUAUUUAUAUUUUAAUUGAAUUGUUUUAAAAAUUUAAGUGGUUAAAUGUACUGUUAAAGUAUAUAUUGUACUUAUUGUCAUUUUGCUGGUUGUAUCAUAGAAGAAAGUGUGAAAUGCAACUGAUGCUUAAGAUAGGCAUCUAGAAAUUGGAAAUUCUUAUACUCAUUAAAAACGCACAAACAGAUGUACCUGUAUAUUCAAAUUAAUUCAUUGAAUCUCAGAUCAGUGUGUAUUUAUUUAUUUGUUUUAACCUCAUCUUCAUUGCUCAAAUUAUACUGUAGUAGAUAAACCAAAUUAGUUUUUAAUAUUUUUAUAUUAGUGCCAUGUUUUUAGUCUGUUUUUGUUUUGUUUUGUUUUUUUUUUGUUCUGUAGAAAAUUAUAAAAGUUUACUAUUGAGAUUAAAAAAAAAAUUAUUACAUGUUAUAUGUACUUUUUUUAUGCAUAUCUGAAAUUAAUGUCUUAAACUCUAAAGCAUAAAGUAAAGAAAAAAAAGAAUUUUUUUUUGUUUUCAUUUCUUAGCUUUCUCUUUCUAAUUAUAUUAUUGUUUUGGAUGUCGUUUCUUCACUAAUAAAGUUCAGCUUGUAAUUUUUUGUUUAUAUUUCUUUAUAAAUUUGAAUGUCAAUGUUUCCUGUAUAUUAUUAACUCUGAUGUUUAAUAAGAGAUAAAGGAACAAAACACUGACUUUAUUAAUGAAGAAAUAUCCAAAACAAUAAUAUAGUUAAGAGAAAAAAAAUACAAAAAUAAUAAUAAUGAAAAUUUAGGUAAAAAAAA
Centruroides sculpturatus (bark scorpion) is the source of this 2585-nucleotide messenger RNA. RefSeq lists its product as uncharacterized. The transcript is spliced from 5 exons. NCBI's taxonomy places the organism in Eukaryota, Metazoa, Arthropoda, Arachnida, Scorpiones, Buthidae. The coding region runs from base 156 to 683 and encodes 175 amino acids. The record is from RefSeq and is a predicted model, not a curated record.